AUGGCCAAACCCAAAGCUCCAUCGAUAGUCGUCUCGAUUUUGUUGUUCUGUUGCUGGAUAACGGUGUCAAACGCCGACACUCCAGUGUACCUCAACCCGAAUCAGCCCCUACACAAGAGAAUUGAGGAUCUUUUGAGAAGAAUGACGCUGGAAGAAAAAAUCGGACAGAUGACGCAAAUCGAUCGUUCUGUGGCAACACCCGAGGUUAUGAAUAAAUAUUUUAUAGGAAGUGUACUAAGUGGUGGAGGUAGUGUACCGGCCCCAAACGCGUCUGCUCGGGCAUGGAUCGACAUGGUUAAUGAUUUUCAGAAGGCUUCGUUGUCUACUCGCCUCAAGAUACCUUUUUUGUACGGUAUUGAUGCCGUUCAUGGACACAACAAUGUCUACAAUGCUACGAUUUUCCCCCAUAACAUUGGUCUCGGAGCAACUAGGCAAGUAUUUUCCAACCCUGAUCUGGUGAAAAGGAUAGGUGCAGCAACGGCUCUCGAAGUGAGAGCAACGGGCAUUCCUUAUGUUUUUGCGCCUUGCAUUGCGGUCUGUAGGGAUCCAAGAUGGGGUCGUUGUUUCGAAAGUUACAGCGAGGACCCAAAAGUUGUUCGAUCAAUGACUGAACUAAUAUUGGGAUUGCAAGGCGAAAUACCGGCAAAGUCGAAGGGAGUCCCUUUCCUAGCUGGACAGGAUAACGUAUUAGCCACGGCCAAACACUAUGUUGGGGAUGGUGGGACCAUAAAUGGCAUAAACGAGAACAAUACAGUUACCAGCAGGCACGAGUUGAUGAGCAUCCACAUGCCAGCCUACUUUAACUCAGUCAUCAACGGUGUAGGAAGUAUAAUGAUAUCCUAUUCGAGCUGGAAUGGUGUGAAGAUGCACGCCAAUCGUGAACUCAUAACAGGCUUCCUAAAGAAAACCAUGCGUUUCAGGGGAUUCGUCAUAUCAGACUGGCAGGGAAUAGACAGAAUAACUUCACCCCCGCAUAAGAACUAUACGUAUUCGAUAGUGACUGGCAUUAAUGCUGGAAUUGACAUGAUCAUGGUUCCAUACAAUUACACAGAGUUUAUCGAUGGCCUUACCUCAUUGGUGAAGAGACGCGUCAUCGACAUGAGCCGAAUAGAUGAUGCUGUGAGUAGGAUUCUGCGGGUCAAGUUCGUGAUGGGUCUAUUCGAAAACCCAUUGGCCAAUUACAGCAAGAUCAAGCACCUGGGAAGUCGGGAACACAGAGAACUAGCAAGGGAAGCUGUAAGAAAAUCACUCGUGCUGCUAAAGAACGGUAAAACUGUUAAGGAAACAUUGUUGCCUCUUCCUAAGAAGGCACCAAAGAUUCUUGUGGCCGGAACUCACGCUAACAAUAUCGGCAAUCAGUGUGGUGGCUGGACAAUCACAUGGCAGGGACUCUCCGGCGAUAUUACAGCCGGCACCACAAUCCUGAAAGCCAUCAACAACACAGUUGAUCCCAACACAGAAGUUGUUUACAGAGAGAACCCAGAUACAGAAUUUCUAAAAUCAAACGAAUUUCCGUUCGCCAUUGUCGUGGUAGGCGAGCCACCGUACGCCGAAACGUUUGGAGAUAGCCUAAAUCUGACACUUCCCGAAACCGGAAUUAAAAUUAUCAAGAAUGUUUGUACCCAUGUGAAGUGCGUCGUUGUUCUGAUAACAGGCCGUCCGGUCGUGAUGGAGCCAUAUCUACCGGAUAUCGAUGCCCUUGUGGCGGCUUGGCUGCCAGGGACGGAAGGCCAGGGUGUUGCGGAUGUGUUGUUCGGUGACUAUGAUUUUACGGGCAAAUUGCCUCGUACGUGGUUCAAGACUGUCGACCAGCUCCCGAUGAAUGUUGGCGAUAAGCGUUACGACCCGUUAUUCCCAUUUGGAUUUGGGCUCACCAUGAAGGGCAAAUGA
Messenger RNA from Striga hermonthica, 1890 nucleotides. The record is from the annotation of a GenBank genome assembly. NCBI's taxonomy places the organism in Eukaryota, Viridiplantae, Streptophyta, Magnoliopsida, Lamiales, Orobanchaceae.